AUGGCUUCUUCAUCAAAUAUGGAUUUGUUUGUUGAUGAAGCUUAUCUUUUAGCAUUACUCAACGAUGAACCCCUUCCGAUAUCGGAUGAGAAAUACGCUGAAGAAUUACACCUUCAAGAAGCUCUUUUCUCCUCUUCUUCAAUUCCUUCAAUUCAUGAGAACUUUCUGUUUCCAACCACAAAAACAGAGGAUGAGAAUUAUGAAAACAGAGAGAGGGGUGAAUCGUCUGAAUCCCAACUCAUUUUCUGUGGAAUUUGCAUGGAUUACAAGCAAAAUUCAGAUAUUUUCAACGGAUUAACAAAUUGUAAUCAUUCAUUUUGCACUGAUUGCAUAAUCAAGUACGUCGCAUCGAAGAUUAGGGAAAACUGUGAUAUGGUAAAAUGCCCUGAUCCCAACUGCAAGCUAUCUAUAGAACCAGAAAAUUGCAGGUCAAUUUUAGCCAAGGAAGUGUUUGUGAGGUGGGAAAAUGCUCUUUUUGAAGCAAUGAUUCCUGGGGGUCAGAAAUUUUACUGUCCAUACAAGAAUUGCUCUGUUUUAAUGGUGGAUGAUGGUGGGGUGGAGGUGAGAGAAUCCGAGUGUCCCAAUUGCAGGAGGUUGUUUUGUGCAAGGUGCAAAGUUCCGUGGCAUGACGGCGUAACUUGCGAAGAGUUUGAUGUGUUGGGGAAAGAUGAGAGAGAGAAGGAGGAUAUAAUGGUGAUGAAGCUUGCUAAGGGUAAACAAUGGAGGAGAUGCCCUAAUUGUAGGAUUUACGUGGAGAAGACUGAUGGUUGUCUUCAUAUUACUUGCAGGUGUCGUAAUGAAUUUUGCUAUCAAUGUGGAGAUAAGUGGAGCAGCAGUCAUGCACAUUGAUGAAUACACCUUGCAAAAAGAGGAAAAUGGAAGAAAUUAACUUUUUCUUGGGAGCUCUAUCUCCAUUAUGGGGAGAGGGAGAAUGGGUCAUUCAAAAUUUUAUUGCAAUUAUUUACAUGUAUUUC
Spinacia oleracea (spinach) is the source of this 974-nucleotide messenger RNA. RefSeq names its product E3 ubiquitin-protein ligase RSL1-like. NCBI's taxonomy places the organism in Eukaryota, Viridiplantae, Streptophyta, Magnoliopsida, Caryophyllales, Amaranthaceae. The record is from RefSeq and is a predicted model, not a curated record. Bases 1 to 849 code for a protein of 282 amino acids. Gene Ontology annotation, molecular function: zinc ion binding; ubiquitin-protein transferase activity. The transcript is spliced from 2 exons. Gene Ontology annotation, biological process: protein ubiquitination.